This is a messenger RNA of Canis lupus familiaris (dog), 12119 nucleotides long. It is a transcript of the gene MYO9A, whose product is annotated as myosin IXA. Lineage: Eukaryota; Metazoa; Chordata; Mammalia; Carnivora; Canidae. Gene Ontology annotation, cellular component: myosin complex. The record is from RefSeq and is a predicted model, not a curated record. Gene Ontology annotation, biological process: intracellular signal transduction; positive regulation of GTPase activity. Gene Ontology annotation, molecular function: GTPase activator activity; microfilament motor activity; ATP binding.
CGCGGCGACCCUCGGCGGCUCGAGCCUCCGCCGUCGCGGGCGGCCUGACCUCGCGGCCGCGGGCGGGGGCGGCUCCUGGCGAAGAGGAGGGGGCCGUGGCGGCCACCGCGGCGGAGCCCGAGUUCUUUUGCCACGAAAAUGGUUUGCACGGUCUUGAACACAUACUAUCCAUGCUGAUGGGACAGGGUCCAAUAUGAAUAUAAAUGAUGGAGGAAGACGACGCUUUGAGGAUAAUGAACAUACAUUACGUAUAUAUCCUGGGACAAUUUCAGAAGGGACUAUCUACUGUCCAAUUCCUGCCAGAAAAAACUCCACAGCUGCUGAGGUGAUUGACUCUCUUAUAAACAGACUUCAUCUUGACAAAACGAAGUGUUACGUUCUCGCAGAAGUAAAGGAAUUUGGUGGAGAAGAAUGGAUACUCAACCCCACAGACUGUCCAGUUCAGCGAAUGAUGUUGUGGCCCCGGAUGGCUCUGGAAAAUCGCCUGAGUGGAGAGGACUAUCGCUUUCUUCUGAGAGAAAAAAACCUUGAUGGAUCAAUCCAUUAUGGUAGUUUGCAGUCAUGGCUACGGGUAACAGAAGAGCGUCGCAGGAUGAUGGAACGGGGUUUUCUCCCACAGCCUCAGCAGAAAGACUUUGAUGAUUUGUGUAGCUUACCUGAUUUGAAUGAGAAAACUCUUUUAGAAAACCUACGAAAUCGCUUUAAGCAUGAAAAAAUUUAUACCUACGUUGGCAGUAUUCUAAUAGUGAUUAACCCAUUCAAGUUUCUUCCUAUUUAUAAUCCCAAAUAUGUCAAAAUGUAUGAUAACCACCAAUUGGGAAAACUGGAGCCCCACAUUUAUGCUGUGGCUGAUGUUGCUUAUCAUGCCAUGCUUCAGCGCAAAAAGAAUCAGUGCAUCGUGAUUUCAGGAGAGAGUGGUUCUGGGAAGACUCAAAGCACAAACUUUCUUAUUCACCACCUUACUGCUCUCAGUCAGAAGGGAUUUGCCAGUGGAGUGGAACAAAUUAUUCUUGGAGCUGGACCAGUACUUGAGGCCUUUGGAAAUGCAAAGACAGCUCAUAAUAACAAUUCAAGUCGUUUUGGCAAGUUUAUUCAAGUAAAUUACCAAGAAACUGGCACUGUACUUGGUGCCUAUGUUGAAAAAUAUCUCCUGGAGAAGUCCAGACUCGUUUAUCAAGAGCAUAAUGAACGGAACUAUCAUGUAUUUUAUUACCUCCUGGCAGGAGCAAGUGAAGAAGAAAGAUUAGCAUUCCAUCUUAAACAACCGGAAGAAUAUCAUUAUCUCAAUCAGAUAACAAAGAAACCCCUCAGACAGAGCUGGGAUGAUUAUUGCUAUGACUCUGAGCCGGAUUGCUUCUCAGUGGAGGGGGAAGAUUUGAGGCAUGACUUUGAACGCUUACAGCUGGCCAUGGAAAUGGUAGGAUUUCUUCCCAAGACACGAAGACAGAUUUUCUCUCUUCUCUCAGCCAUACUCCAUUUGGGUAAUAUCUGUUAUAAAAAGAAGACCUAUCGGGAUGACUCCAUAGAUAUCUGUAAUCCUGAAGUUCUGCCUAUUGUCUCAGAAUUAUUAGAAGUUAAAGAAGAGAUGCUAUUUGAGGCAUUAGUUACAAGGAAGACUGUGACAGUGGGAGAAAAGCUUAUUUUGCCAUAUAAGCUCGCAGAGGCUGUGACUGUGAGGAACUCCAUGGCUAAGUCUUUAUAUAGUGCCCUAUUUGACUGGAUAGUUUUUCGGAUUAAUCACGCACUUCUGAAUAGUAAAGAUUUGGAGCAAAAUACGAAGACUUUGUCCAUUGGUGUUCUUGAUAUUUUUGGGUUUGAAGAUUAUGAAAAUAACAGCUUUGAACAGUUCUGUAUAAAUUUUGCUAAUGAACGUUUACAACACUACUUCAAUCAGCAUAUUUUUAAAUUGGAGCAAGAGGAAUAUAGAACUGAAGGUAUCAGCUGGCACAAUAUAGAUUAUAUUGAUAAUACCUGUUGCAUAAAUCUUAUUAGCAAGAAACCAACAGGUCUGCUCCAUCUUUUGGAUGAAGAAAGCAACUUUCCACAGGCUACAAAUCAAACAUUGCUAGAUAAAUUUAAGCAUCAACAUGAAGAGAAUUCUUACAUUGAAUUUCCAGCCGUGAUGGAGCCUGCUUUCAUCAUAAAGCAUUAUGCUGGGAAAGUAAAAUAUGGGGUAAAGGAUUUCCGGGAAAAAAAUACAGAUCAUAUGCGCCCUGACAUUGUAGCUCUUCUAAGAAGUAGCAAGAAUGCAUUUAUCUCUGGGAUGAUUGGAAUUGAUCCCGUAGCUGUUUUCCGAUGGGCAGUUCUCAGAGCUUUUUUCAGAGCCGUGAUUGCUUUCAGGGAAGCUGGGAAAAGACACAUUCAGAGAAAAACUGGACAUGAUGAUACAGCGCCAUGUGCAAUUUUGAAAAGUAUGGAUAGUUUUAGCUUUCUCCAACACCCAGUCCACCAGAGGAGCUUAGAGAUUCUGCAGAGGUGCAAGGAAGAGAAGUACAGUAUAGCCCGGAAAAAUCCCAGAACACCUCUUUCUGAUCUCCAGAGCAUGAAUACUCUAAAUGAAAAAAACCAACAAGAUACAUUUGAUAUUGGAUGGAAUGGAAGAACUGGGAUUCGUCAGAGCAGACUUUCAAGUGGCACCUCCUUGCUUGAUAAAGACGGGAUAUUUGCUAAUUCAGCUAGUAGCAAACUGUUGGAGAGAGCCCAUGGAAUUCUUAUGAGAAACAAAAAUUUCAAGUCCAAGCCUGGCCUUCCAAAGCACUUACUAGAGGUAAAUUCUUUAAAGCACCUGACAAGACUGACGCUACAGGAUCGCAUUACCAAGUCUCUUCUUCAUUUGCACAAGAAGAAAAAACCUCCCAGCAUCAGUGCCCAAUUUCAGGCCUCAUUAAGCAAGCUGAUGGAGACACUUGGUCAAGCAGAACCCUAUUUUGUAAAAUGCAUUCGCUCUAAUGCCGAAAAGCUGCCAUUAAGAUUCAAUGAUGCCUUGGUACUUCGACAGCUUCGGUACACUGGGAUGCUAGAGACAGUUCGAAUUCGCCAAUCUGGCUACAGCUGCAAAUACUCUUUCCAGGAUUUUGUGAGCCACUUCCACGUACUUCUUCCCCGAAAUAUUAUUCCAUCCAAAUUUAACAUUCAGGAUUUCUUCAGGAAAAUAAGUCUUAAUUCAGAUAAUUAUCAAGUUGGAAAAUCCAUGGUGUUCCUAAAGGAGCAGGAACGACAACACCUACAAGAUCUGCUUCACCAAGAGGUGCUCCGCAGAAUCAUAUUGUUGCAGCGAUGGUUCAGGGUUCUGCUGUGUAGGCAGCAUUUCCUCCACCUGAGACAGGCAUCCAUCAUUAUCCAGCGAUUCUGGAGGAAUUACCUAAAUCAGAAGCAAGUCAGAAAUGUAGCUGUGCAGAAGGAUGCUUUAGUCAUGACUAGUGCAGCCACUCUUCUCCAGGCUUCCUGGCGUGCUCACUUGGAGAGGCAGCGGUAUUUGGAGCUCCGGACUGCAGCCAUCAUCAUCCAGCAGAGAUGGAAGGAGCACUACAGGCGGAGACACAUGGCUGCUGUCUGUAUUCAGACAAGAUGGAAAGGCUACAGGGAAAGUAAGAGGUAUCAAGAACAAAGGAACAAAAUUAUCCUUUUGCAAUCAGUAUGUAGAGGAUUCAGAGCAAGACAAAGAUUUAAAGUCUUAAAAGAACAAAGACUGAAAGAAACAAAACUAGAACUUGGAUUGGCAAAUACUGAGCAAUAUGGAGCUCUGGAAAUUCAGGGAUCAGACCCUUCAAAAUGGGAGGAUUGUUCCUUUGACAACAGAGUAAAAGCUAUAGAGGAAUGUAAAUCUGUGAUAGAAAGCAAUCGAAUUAGCCAGGAAAGUUCAACGGACUGCUUGAAAGAGUCCCCAAACAAGCGACAGGAAAGAGCCAGAAGUCAAAGUGGUGUGGACUUACAGGAAGAAGUGAUUGUAAGAGAGAGACCUAAGUCCUUGGAGGAUCUCCACCAGAAAAAAGUAGGUCGGGCCAAAAGAGAGAGUCGGAGAAUGAGAGAACUAGAGCAAGCUAUAUUUAGUUUAGAAUUGUUGAAAGUUCGUUCUCUUGGUGGUGUGUCUCCUUCAGAGGAACGUAGAUGGUCUGCAGAACUCACUGAAGGCCUUCAGUCUCUACAGGGUACACCUGACAGUGAAAGCUCUCAAGGAAGCUUGGAACUUCUGAGUUGUGAGGAAAGCCAAAAGAGCAAACUAGAGUCCAUAAUUUUAGAUGAAGGAGACUUGCAGUUUCUAUCACCUAAAAUACCUAGCAGUCCAAAAUUUGAUUCACAGGACAAUGCCCUCAGUGCCUCAAGUGAGACUAACUAUACAUUGAUUGAAAAGGGGACACCCUCUGACUCAGUGCAUUUGAAGAAUGGGACUAUGAAGGAAAAACUGGUUUGUAGUUCUGAAUCUAUUACCUGUAAGCCACAGCUGAGAGACCCUUUUAUUUCACAUAGUUUGCCUACAUUUUUUUAUAUUCCCCAACAAGACCCACUGAAAACAAGUUCCCAACUAGAUACAAGUAUCCAGAGAAACAAGCUAUUAGAAGGUAAAGAAACCCUUUCAUCUCUUACUUUGGAUGUCAACAGAGAAGCCAGAAAGUACCACUUCUCAGGAGAAAAUCAAGUUGUUACAUCUUUGAAUACAGAUUCUUCUAAUACUGUGCUGAAGAAGUUAGAAAAGCUAACCAUUGAAAAGGAAGAAAGGCAAAAGCAGUUGCAGCAACAGAAUGAAAAAGAGAUGAUGGAACAGAUUCGUAAGCAAACAGAUAUUUUAGAGAAGGAGCGUAAAGCCUUCAAGACCAUUGAAAAGCCGAGAACUGAGGAGUCCCUCCUGGCACCAUCUUUCCAUCCAUCAAAGCAAAGAGUAGAGAGAUCAUCCUCUCUCCUCAUUCUGAAUACCCCAAAUAAGGAAGAACCCAGUGUUCUAGGGCCUCCAUCAGUAACUGUAAAAGAUGCAGCUCUUCUUUCAAAAGAUAGUCCUUCUGCUCACCUAUCCCAGAAAGACCGACCUGUCACCUUGUUCUUUGAAAGGAAAGGAGGCCCAUACCAAUCUGCUACUAACAAGGAAUUUUCCAAGACAGACAGAAUGUGCACCCAACUGAAUGUAGCCUGUAAACUUUCUAAUAAUCGUAUUUCAAAAAGAGAACACCAUAGACCAACUCAGUCUUAUGGCCACAAAUCUGAUGACCCUUCCAGAGAUGGAACUACUAGUGUUAUUUUCUUCACGCCAAAGGACAAUAUGAAUAUUUCCCUUGCUAACAAGGAAGCCUUAAACAGUGGAAAUCCUCAACUCCGUAAACAAGAUGAACCAACUUGGAAACCUGUGAAGUUAACUGGGCCGGGCCAAGGAGAGACAUCACAGCGAUUUUCUUCAGUUGAUGAAGAAGCAAAACUACAUAAGACUAUGUCUCAAGGAGAGAUUACAAAAUUGGCAGUGAGGCAGAAGGAUUCAGAUUCGGAUAUAAGACCUCAGAGAGCUAAGAUGAGAUUCUGGGCCAAAGGGAAACAAGGGGAGAAGAAGACUACCCGAGUGAAAGCUGCCACCCAGUCAGAGGUUUCAGCAUUCUUUGCUGGCUCAGAUAUGAUUCCAGCUCAUCAGUUUCCAGAUGAAUUAGUUCAGUACCACCCGACACCUCCUUUGAGCCCAGAAUUGCCUGGUAGUUGCCGGAAGGAGUGCAAAGAGAACAAAGAACCUUCUCCAAAGGCAAAGCGGAAGCGAAGUGUGAAGAUCAGCAAUGUGGCUUUGGAAUCUGUGCACUGGCAAAAUGACUCUGUCCAGAUCAUAGCAAGUGUCAGUGAUUUAAAAAGUAUGGAUGAAUUUCUUCUGAAAAAGAUGAAUGACCUAGAUAAUGAAGACAGCAAGAAAGACACAUUAGUGGAUGUUGUAUUUAAAAAAGCCCUGAAAGAAUUUCGGCAGAAUAUCUUCAGCUUUUAUUCAUCUGCGUUGGCGAUAGAUGAUGGGAAAAGCAUAAGGUAUAAAGACCUCUACGCACUAUUUGAACAGAUUCUGGAAAAGACCAUGAGGCUUGAGCAGCGUGAUUGGAGUGAAUCUCCAGUCAGAGUUUGGGUCAACACUUUUAAAGUGUUUUUAGAUGAAUAUAUGAACGAAUUCAAGACUUUGGAUUGUAUACCCACAAAGGUACCAAAAACAGAAAGAAAGAAAAGAAGGAAAAAAGAAACUGAUUUAGUGGAAGAACACAAUGGUCACAUCUUUAAGGCCACCCAGUAUAGCAUCCCUACAUACUGUGAGUACUGCUCUUCUUUGAUAUGGAUAAUGGACCGAGCAUCUGUUUGCAAAUUAUGCAAAUAUGCUUGCCAUAAGAAAUGCUGUCUAAAAACCACAGCCAAGUGCUCUAAAAAGUAUGAUCCAGAGCUGUCAUCUCGACAAUUUGGGGUUGAAUUGUCCCGUUUGACCAGUGAAGAACGCACUGUUCCUUUAGUGGUAGAAAAGCUCAUAAACUACAUUGAAAUGCAUGGACUGUACACAGAAGGUAUUUACCGAAAGUCUGGUUCAACUAAUAAAAUCAAGGAGCUUCGACAAGGUCUAGAUACAGAUGCUGAGAGUGUAAACCUGGAUGACUAUAACAUACAUGUCAUUGCAAGUGUAUUUAAACAAUGGCUUCGCGAUUUGCCCAAUCCACUCAUGACCUUUGAACUCUAUGAGGAAUUUCUUCGAGCUAUGGGCCUUCAGGAGAGGAAAGAAACCAUCCGUGGUGUAUACUCUGUGAUUGACCAGCUCUCCCGAACUCAUCUCAAUACGCUGGAACGCCUCAUCUUUCAUCUAGUUAGGAUUGCUCUACAGGAAGAAACUAAUCGAAUGUCUGCUAAUGCUUUGGCCAUUGUAUUUGCCCCCUGCAUUCUUCGAUGCCCUGACACCAUUGACCCACUACAAAGCGUGCAGGACAUCAGUAAGACCACCACCUGUGUGGAGCUGAUUGUUGUGGAACAGAUGAAUAAAUACAAGGCUCGUCUCAAAGACAUCAGUAGCCUGGAAUUUGCUGAGAAUAAAGCAAAGACCAGGCUGUCGCUGAUUCGUAGAUCAAUGGGAAAGGGGCGACUGCGCCGAGGAAUCUAUCCAAGUCCAUCCUCUCCUGUUGUAGUUCGGUUGCCCUCUGUGUCUGAUGUCCCAGAAGAGACCUUGACUAGUGAAGCAGCUGGGGAGACUGACAUCACUGAACAGCAGCAAGCAGCUAUGCAGCAGGAGGAGAGGGUUCUGACUGAGCAAAUUGAGAACCUGCAGAAAGAGAAGGAGGAGCUAACGUUUGAGAUGCUAGUACUGGAACCCCGGGCCUCUGAUGAUGAAACUCUUGAGUCUGAGGCCUCCAUUGGGACUGCUGAUAGCUCAGAAAAUUUGAAUAUUGAGUCUGAAGGUGUCAUCUCUGAGAAAUCAGAGAGAAGCUUAGCCCUUAGCUCCCUGAAGGCAGCUGGCAAGUCUGAACAUUCAAGCAAAUUACGAAAGCAGCUAAAAAAGCAGCAAGACUCUUUGGAUUCAGUGGACUCUUCAGUCUCUACUUUGUGUUCAUCUAACACUGCAUCUUCUCAUGGGACCAGAAAACGAUUUCAGAUUUAUUCUAAAUCUCCAUUCUACCGAGCUGCCUCAGCUGGGGAGGCCCUGGGAAUGGAAGGGCCAUUGGGCCAGACCAAAUCCCUGGAAGACAGACCUCAAUUCAUCAGCAGAGGAACCUUCAACCCUGAAAAGGGCAAACAAAAAUUAAAGAAUGUGAAAAACUCACCUCAGAAAACCAAAGAGACCCCAGAGGGGACAGUCGUGUCUGGCCGCAGGAAAACUGUGGACACAGACUCCAGCUCCACCCAACAGCUAGCUCUCUUUGGAAAUAACGAGUUUAUGGUCUGAACUGGCAGCUGUGUGUCCCUUCAUGGCUACAGAGUGGUAAACACAUCUCAUCUUUGGGGCCUCUUCUCAUCCCCUCGUCCACAAUAGUCUAUCCUAAUUGUGGUCCUGCCUCUUGCCCAAGCAUACAACUGAGAACUUGUGUGCUAAUUUCUUGGGCCUCCUGCCAAAGCAGAAAGGCCUCUUUGAAGCCUGCUGGGGAUGGUGCCAGCUGUGCCUUGGCUGCUGUACUUGACUGGAGAUUUCACUAAACAGAGCCACCUGGGGCGGGAUUUGGGUCAGUUGUGGAGGUCUUCAUAGUUGUCUCUCCUCCAUCCUCUUUUCCUUCCCAGAGAUGGGUGUUGAACUUGGGGGGGUGGGCAAGGAGGGACAUGGUGGGCCUGAGAGAACCACUGGUUUUUGACAUUUGAAGAAAACAUAUAAAUCUUUCUUAACCGUGAAAGCAAAAGAGCCUUUGGGUUUAUUUUGGGAUAGUUAGGAGCUGGGGUAGAAUAUAAUUUUUUCCAAGGAUUUAUAAAAGCCUAAGCCCUCUAUUUUAAGAUUUUUGAGAAAUACUCCAUGUUAUAUUCUGAGGAAAGUAAAAAAGUAAUUGUUUCCAUGAAGCCAUCAGAGCAUGUCUCAGACAUCUGGUUACAUGAUGAAGCAGAGAGUACAUGUUUUGUUUUUUGAUGAUAUUCAGUGUCAUAAUAAUGCUGGUUUCACUCCUGGUUAGUUCCUGCCAAAUAUAUUGCAUGGGCUGAAGUUUCAGUUGCCCUCCUGUUUUCAUACUUCCUGGUCCUAGGAUUAGGUUCCUCUGAUCUUUUUUUAAGUGUCUCAGAGACAUGGUGAUCCCUAAACACCUAAUCCACCCAGGCUUUCCUCUUUGUAUAGAUUAAACUGAAGAUCACAUAUGAACUUGUUCAUCUGCUGGUGGAAUUCCACCACAAACUCAAAUAAUAUGACCAUUUAAUCACUUCUCCUAAAACAUUCAUAUACAACACUGCAUGAAUAAGUGUUAACAGAAAGCUGCCAAAAAGUAAGAGAAAAAAUUUUAAUAUAACCAUCUAGCUAUCAUCUUCUUUUCCUCAGACCAUCAGUAUUAAAUAGAUGAAAAAAUAAAUCAAGAACUACUUGAAGCUAUUUUUGUUAAUAUUCUGGUUACUGAAGUUUACUGUAAAUAUAUAUGUAUAGGAUGCGUAUUUCUUUUUAACCUUAUGCUUCCCUCCUCCUGGUGGAAUUUCUUCCCACAGAUUAGGAGCCAUUGGAUAGGGUUGAAAGCCACUAUCCCUGGGUUGAGGGAAAAAUCAGACCAUCUUUUUCACCACUGGGUGUCUCCAUACACCUGAGCUACAAUAGCAUUUUAAGCUUCUUAGCAUUUGUGGGAUUAGAAAUCUGUUUUUGCUAUUUAUAAUAUAUGGAAAAUGAAACAUGAUACUCUUUCUUGAGAUAAGUAUGUGAAAAUGUUUAUUUUUAAAGUUACUAAAUGCAUCUUGUCUAACUACCACAUGCACUGUUCUGAAAAAGAGUCUUUACCAUCUGUAACCUGAAUUUUGGUUAUUUUUUCUUUUCAUACUUCUUCGAUUUGAAGUUAUGGAAAUAUUAAGCCUUUUGUUAAGACAGAAUCUCUCCUGUUACACAACACUGAACCUCAUGUCACUGCCUCAGUGGUUAUUGUCAAGCCCCGGAGGUCAGACUUAGAACAUCAUUCUGAGUGGCAGCUAAAGGUAGCAGGAGUCUUCUCUCUCCCUGGUUUGGUUUCAGAAAUGAGCUAGGGAAAGGAAUCUUUUUAAAUAUCCAGAAUGAUGAUGGUUAUGAGUAAGUGUUAGAUUUUAUAUCCCACAAACAUCCACCGCCUUGUUUGUGCUGAGGAGUAAUAAAUGUAAAGCCUUUUAAAAAUCAGAACUUUGGAGACUCUCCUAGAGGAAAACCCAACCCCUCAGCAUGGUCAUGUCCAAUUGGGACUGCUGGUGCCCCGGGGCCCCAAGCCAAGCUGCACAGGUUGUUUCAAUAUUCCUGGGAGAGUAGUGUCCUGCUGGGCAUUGACUACCCUCUACUUGCUCCAGAACAUUGGUUAAAUACCAUACAAAAAAGAGAUUUACCCUUGUUGGAUAAUUUCCUUUGGCCCCAGGGAACGGCCUGGAGAACAUAUCUUGGCAUAUGUUCUCCCUUCUAAAUUUUUGCAGAUUUUCUGUAUUUGUUUGCAAAAUAAGUUUUUGGCAGUUUAAAAAAAAAAAACAUAUAGGUCACUUUAUAGGAACUAGGCAAUGGAUGUUAAAAGACUUUAUAAUUUUUCUCAGGGACCUGAACCUGAAUUUGGAUAAAAUUAAAUAAAAAAUACUUGUUUUUUGGUUGCUAGAUUUGUGGAUUUCUAGUCAUUUAACAAACUGCCAGAAUGGAGGGUGGUGGGGAGGAGAGAUCCACACAAUUGUAAGAAUGGAGAGCAAGUGUGGGACCUUCCCUUUAAAGGGAAGAAAGCUUUUCUUCUGAUAGUGUAACAGGUAUUGGUGGCCUGAUGAAGAGAUGAAGCCAUAACUCUUAAAAACUGUCAGAACCAAGUGCUGUAUCUUCUUCCAUCUGAUCUUAUCUGGUCCUCUCCGUGGUUAAAGUUAUGUCACCACAAAGUGAUGCUGUAGUACAAUCACUUAUGAUGAAGAUGUUUAACUUAAUAUAUGUAAAAAUUGUGCUUCCUAUUGCUUCUCUUUUACUUUUCUUUGAUUUCAAAUGCCACAAACAGAAUCCCUGGGUGGCAGCAACAGGGCAGCCCCACAUUUGGAGCCCAAGCUCCAAAAUACAGAGCAAUUUGUUCAUAUCACACAUUCCCAGCCCCAAACAAAGCCAGGUUUUUCACUUCUCCCCAUUAAACCCAAGGUAUCCCUUAUAAUGGAAAAUGUAAUAGAAGCAGAGAAGUAUGAUUUUAAGGUUACAUCGUGUAUCAUUAAGUGAAACAAAUUUGUUUAACAGCAAGGAUCAGGGAGGUGGGAUGCUUAGUUUAUAAUGCACUUUGUACUUCCUGCCAUUUUAAUUCCUUUGCCACUCUGGGCUUCUGGAAACACAAAAGGAGGUAUGGAGUUCCCAAUAUGGACCUUGCAGAAACAGAGGGACCUGAAGUCAGGGGAUGGGAUACCAGAGCCCCUACCUUCUCAUGCCUUGGAAAACAACUGCAGCUCCUACCCUGCUGCUGGGAGGUUAGUGGAGACUUCUAUGUUCCAUGACAAUAGAGUUUUCACUGUCAGAGAAGGAGGAGUCCAGCAAGGUUCUGAAGGCCCACCUCAGUGACUAUGGGCCAUGUUUUGUUUUUUUUUUUUUUUUUUUUUAACUAUAACUAACAAACAUGUACCUUUCACAAGCACUUUGGUGAAGUAGAGAAGAAAUUCUCAGGAUGUGUUCAAAGUUAAGAGAGUUUUAAUUUUAAAAAGAAAUACAGUCCAGAUGGCUUUUCUCAACCUCCUCUCCUCUUUUUUCCCCCUUGGUGGGGAAGCUAGGCAUGGGGCUUGAAUCAUUCUGUGUUGACAAAUGUGUUAUGUCUAUCCAUAACUUUGUGACAGUUUCCAGCACUGCCCCCCAAUGACACCAUGCUAGCUUUGGUAGUAGAAGUCUUUGAUAUUUGAGGGAGUCCUUGUUUUUCUGUGCCCCUACCCACUUUUCUCUGGAACUGCUCCCACAUUUGAUUUGGUGUUAAAAGCUAACAGCAAAAUGAUGAUUAUGGAGGUGGAUCUAUUAGAUCUUAUUGGUCUCUUGGUUAAAAUUCUUCAAGAAAACUGCACGAAGGGGAGUAUCACCUUGGUGUUCAUCUGUACUUAAUACCUAUUUAUCAACCCUCUUAGGUCAUAUAAAAGAUGCACCUUUUGAACCGAGUAAUUGUAUUUACUAGGGGAAAGGUGUGGAUUACAGAUUAGUAUUAUAUUAUUUUAAUGGAUUUAAAGUAAUUUAUAAGUAUGCUGAGUGUAAAUUUUUAAAAGACUAUGUAUUGUAAAAGGACAUAUCCUGUGAAAUAUAAUAUCAUUUUACUGUUUAACAGAAUAAUUCUAUAAAAAGAAUGAUUUAUCUCACCCACGGAACUGAUUACAUUCCUGAUGCAAUCAACAGGCACUUUGUAAUUUCCUUUGGGGAUGGUUUUUUGUUUUGUUUUGUUUUAUUUUUUGGGGGGGGAGAGCAAGACAUCACCUGUAUAAAGUGCAGUUUGUGUCACUCAGAACAUGCACUGUAUAGCUACACAAAAGCAGCUUGAUGAACAAGUCACUCCAUGGCUCAUUAAAGAACAAAGCUUCCAGAAGCA